AUGCUCAAGCACGAUACAGGCGCAGUGCUCGACGCGAUCCGAAGCACCACUGCAGCCGCAGAGGCUGGUGCGGCGGUUUAUGCCAGCUCGGCCACGAGCAAUGUUGUUGUGUGCCCAAGCAGCACUGCCACCGCUGGCGUGAUCUCUGGUCAGCACAACGGCAGCAUCUCCCGCACUCUCGUCAGCACAGACGCGCAAACCACACUAAAGGGCUCGGACAUCCAUGCAGCCGCGAGUAGUGCGACUGCUGAGAUGCUGCUCCGGCAGGAGUUGGAAGAGAAGUUGCGGUCACAGACCAAGGAGCUCGCUUCUGAGCAGCGCUCUGCGAGCGCUGUGAAGAAGGCGCUCGCAUCGGCGCGGGCUGAGCUUGCUGCGGCACAAGAGCGUAGGCGUUCCGACCGCGACAACCUGAGGACAGCGCAGCAGGCUGCUAAACGCGACAUCAAAGCGGCCGAGCGGAUGGCCGACGAGGCCGAGCUGCGCGAGCAGCUCGACGCGCUGCAGAUUUCGAUGGAGGCAGAGGCGAGGCGCGCUGAUGCCGCAGAGGCGGAGAGGUCAAGGCUGUACGACAAGAUGGAUGGGAUUAUAUGCGCACGCGACAGAGGUUGA
This is a messenger RNA of Emiliania huxleyi CCMP1516, 609 nucleotides long. RefSeq lists its product as hypothetical. The transcript is spliced from 2 exons. NCBI's taxonomy places the organism in Eukaryota, Haptophyta, Isochrysidales, Noelaerhabdaceae. The record is from RefSeq and is a predicted model, not a curated record. The coding region runs from base 1 to 609 and encodes 202 amino acids.